Molecule: messenger RNA, 2173 nt
Organism: Myxocyprinus asiaticus (Chinese sucker)
Lineage: Eukaryota; Metazoa; Chordata; Actinopteri; Cypriniformes; Catostomidae
Product: zinc-alpha-2-glycoprotein-like
Exons: 10
Coding region: 105-1394 (429 amino acids)
Biological process (GO): immune response
Cellular component (GO): external side of plasma membrane
Source: RefSeq, a predicted model, not a curated record
UGACCUGCAGAACUGGAUUCAGUUCAACUGGAUCAGUGCAUACGGACGGACGGAAGGCGCUCAUCGCGUGCUCAGUGGAGGAUCCACAGAAACAGGCUGGAAAAAUGACAGUUUACACAGUUUUGUGUGCGGCAGUUCUGCUCGCUGCUGUUGUUUCUGUCCAGAGCGCAGACAAACACUCCCUGUUCUACAUAUACACCGCUUUAUCCAAACCCAUGAAUCUGCCAGGCAUCCAUGAGUUCACUGCGAUGGGUCUACUGGAUGACAGACAGAUUGACUACUACAAUAGUGAGCUACAGAAAAAGAUUCCUAAACAGCACUGGAUGAAAGAGAAAAUGCAGGAGGAUUACUGGGAAAAAGGCACUCAGUCCCGAAAGAGCAAAGAGCAGUGGUUUAGUGUCAAUGUCAACAUUCUGAUAGACCGAAUGAAACAAAAUAAGUCAGAUGUCCAUGUUCUUCAGUGGAGACAUGGUUGUGAAGUUGAGAAACAAGGAAAUGACGUGAAGUUUUCCAAAGGCAUCGAUGAGUACAGCUAUGAUGGAGAGAACUUCCUGUCUUUUGAUGAUGAGCAGUCAAGGUGGAUCGCUCCAGUUGAUGCAGCUCUCCCAACCAAGAGAAAAUGGGAUGAAGUACCCAUCCUAAACCAGUACACCAAGGGUUAUCUGGAGAAAGAGUGUGUGGACUGGCUCAACAGGUUCAGAGAAUAUGGAGACCAGGAGCUCAAAAAGGGCUCUCCACCAGAUGUUUAUGUUUUUGCAAGUAAGUCUGUCAGUGACAAAAGCAAACUGAAACUCACCUGUCUGGCCACUGGCUUCUACCCCAAGGAUGUGACAUUGAAAAUAAGGAAAUAUCGCACAUCUCUGCCUGAACAUCAGAUUUAUUCAUCAAGAAUCUUACCAAACCAUGAUGGGACAUAUCAGAUAAGGAAGAGUGUGGAAAUACUGGCGGAAGAAGAAAAAGCAGAUUAUGAUUGUUAUGUGGCUCACAGAACCCUUGAUGUACCUAUUACCAAAAAAUGGGAUGGAAAGUGUGGUAACUGCGAUCCAGUGACGGCCAUGGGUGUUAUCAUUGGAGCGGCGAUUGGAGCUGUGCUCGUAUUGCUUAUGGUCCCUAUAGUUGUUUGCAUCUUAAAGAAGAAAGGCAUUAUUGUUUCCAGAUCAGCUUCUCAUCGGGACAACAAGACCCCUAUUGUACAAAAUGAAGGAUUGCCUCUGAAUGCAGGAGGCCAUGUGAAAUCUACUGUGAUACCUGUCGGCAAUGUAGAUAAGCCUGAGGAGGGAGAGAGCUUAAUUAAAAAUGGAUCAAAAGCAGGAAGUCAGGAGAGUGAUUUCCAGACUGAUUCUGGACAUGGGAGCAACUCCAGUGUAUCCUCUAUGGAUGAAAAACCAUGCUAGAAUCUGGGGUAACAGCCUAACAGUGAAUCUACAGAUGCUGAAAAGAUCAACCCCUCUUAAAACCAGUUGAUGUGCCAGAACUGAUGUCACUUUGCUUAAAUGAGUUCACAUUUACUAUAUAGUCUAGUCAAAAAUGUUUAUGAACAAUUAUGAACAGUUUUGAACUGCACACUAUAUAGUAAAUGUGAACUCAUUUAAGCAAAGUAAAGUCAAACCCAUGGGUGGGGUCAAUGAGCAUCAACUUAAGUAACAGCGUCAUGGAAGAUUGGUGGUAUUUGUCAACAAUGCAAGCUCAUAAUCAUAAUAUAAUUAGAUAUUUUCUUAAAAACAAAUAAAAUAAAAACUCUGUAAAAUACCCUUGCAUUGUUGUUUUGCUCUUUGGGUCUGUGAAAGAUUUCUUGAUCGUAACUGCAUUUAUAACAUGAAAUGACUUUGAGUGUUCUUCGUUUUUCUUACUCUGCUCUAAAUUUAUGCUAAAAGCUUAAACUUUUUUUUUUUUAUUAUUAUUUGACUAGAUUUGUAAAGUAAUUAUUUUCCUACAGCUAUUUGUCAGUUAUUGUACAGAGGUAUUGUUCCAAAAUAUUGUAUAAAAUCAUUUGUGGGCUCCUUUCCUAAAAACUUCUUUUUAAAAGUUAUUAGUUUCUUAAAAUGAAAUAGACAUGUGAGGAUGAUAUCAGCAUCACAUGUUUGUGUCAUUGUUUUGACGGUUAUUAUUACAGUUUUCUGAUAUUAAUCUGUUCUGAAAUGGUUUUGAUGUAAAUAAAUUUGAGUUGGAUUUA